AUUUUGCAAUGAGGAGCUGCAACAGAAAUGUCCCGGAUUAGAUCGUAAACAACCAUGGAUCUGCAGAGGACAUCACUUUAGAUGACAGGUUAUAGAAAUCACUACCCACGGUGACACUCACUAUUAUAGCAUCAUGUGCAUUUACAACAUCGCGUUCAGAAUAGAAGGGAUUGAGUUGUAUGACCGUUGAUGACCGUUCCGGUGAUUGUCACCCACGAAUCUACCGCGGGACAUUAUAUUGCAUGUUUUCAGGUUGGAUGAUACAAACAUGGUUGAGGAACGGUGUGCAAAUGUUCCCAGGGUGUUGAAGAGGAGAGGAAUAAGCUCCUUGGUGAGCUGAUCAAGGGUUUUCGAGGAUCAGGGAGAGCCCCAAACAACCCCAACAAGAAGACCAGAAUACAAAGAAAUUAAAUAAUAGACUGAUGAUACGACCUUCUACUCAUACUUUCCCAACUGCAACAACAACAACAACAACAACAACAAACUGGUAAACCUAGAACAUUGGAUCCCACAUUUUAUUAAGCUGACGUAAAGCUCUUGGGGUUUUCUGUGACCCAUAGAGUAAUCCUGAACCAAAUCAAUGUCUCUAGUCAGAAUCCAAUACUAGUAAGUGGCAACCCUAAAGCAGCCAGCCACAUCCCUCCUGUGGGCCCCGACCCACCGUUUGGGAACCACUGAGUUGGAGGAGAACAACAGCGUGAAGGAGAGGAUGGGUAACAAGAGCACCAGCCCCUCCAGAGACCCAGACACUGAGACGACUCAGAGAGAGGAGAGAAACAACACUGGGACUGCCUCAGGAAGUGGUCCCCCAGGCCCCAGCCCUGACCUGCUAGCCUCACUACAGUCAUUGGGAGAACACGAUGACCACACACUGAUGCCACAGUCUCUACACCAGAUAGCAGAGGCCUACUCCCUGGAUGAGGACUACCAGUGGGCGGUGCAGUUCCUGCAGCUGGAGAAACUGUACCAUGAGCGCCUCCUGUCCAACCUUGCCACCCUGCAGGAGGACUGGGAGAGCCAGUGGAGAGAAUGUAACAGAGUAGCAGAGAGCACCUCCCCAGCUGAGACCAACAGCACUGGACAGGAACACAUAGAAAUACUGAGCCAGAUCUGCAGGACGCACCAGAGACCAAUGCUUAGUGGUAAGAAAAUGAGCAUGGCAGACACGGUGCUGAAAGACAGCCACAACACCAGGGGGCAGUAUGAUGGGAGAGAGAAAGAAAGGUCACCAUCCCAUCAUGGAAAAGUCAGAGUCAACAACCCUGUAAGACAGAGUGAGGAGGAUGUUAAGGAGACCACGUCAACAGGAGCUGUCCCUAACAUGGCUGAGGAGGAGGGAGGAGGGGAGGGAGAGCGAGGAAAGGAAGAGUUGGAGAAGGAAGGGCAGGGGGUGGAUGAAGAGGAGGUGUUUGAGGAGAGUCCAGAAGAGGAGGUGCAGGUGGUGGAGUGGCCAGCGGGGGUUCCCCAAGCCUCAGCCAAAGACCUGGACAAACUGUCUCAAGUGGAGGAGAGCUCCUCAGCAGACGGCCUGGUGUCCAUUCUAAAGAGGAGGAGGGCAUCGUUAGAUGGCCUGCCCCCCGAGGGUCCCGAUGCAGCCAAACACAACUCCAAACGUAAGGUGCACUUCAGCCAGCCAGAGGACGGCAUGGAACCAGACGAGGUGGGCGGAGACUCGUGUUUGAUCCUGCUGUUGUUGUGCCUGGUAACCGUGGUGAUCAGUCUGGGCGGGACGGCUCUGUACUGCACCCUAGCGGACACAUACAGUAGCAUCUGCAUUGAUUUCUCUCACAACGUAGACUUUUACGUUGUGCACGUACAACGCUUCCUGGAUAGGCUCAGACACUGGAUGCCCAUGUGAUCAUAGUCAGGACAUACAGUCAUUUACUGCUGCAGUCAGGACAUACAGGCAGGACAUACAGUCAUUUACUACUGCAGUCAGGACAUACAGUCAUUUACUGCUGCAGUCAGGACAUACAGUCAUUUACUGCUGCAGUCAGGACAUACAGUCAUUUACUACUGCAGUCAGGACAUACAGUCAUUUACUGCUGCAGUCAGGACAUACAGUCAUUUACUGCUGCAGUCAGGACAUACAGUCAUUUACUGCUGCAGUCAGGACAUAGUCAUUUACUGCUGCAGUCAGGACAUACAGUCAUUUACUGCUGCAGUCAGGACAUACAGUCAGGACAUACAAUCAGGACUUAGUCUACUGCUGCAGUCAGGACAUACAGUCACUUACUGCUGCAGUCAGGACAUACAGUCAGGACAUACAGUCAAUUACCUACUGCUGCAGACGAUAUAGACUCAGUAGCCCACUGUAGCAGUCUAUGGACUAAACAUACAGAAGAACCUACCUACUGUAGCAGUCUAUGAACUAAACAUACAGAAGAACCUCCCUACUGUAGCAGUCUAUGGACUAAACAUACAGAAGAAUCUGCCUACUGUAGCAGUCUAUGGACUAAACAUACAGAAGAACCUACCUACUGUAGCAAUCUAUGGACUAAACAUACAGAAGAACCUGCCUACUGUAGCAGUCUAUGAACUAAACAUACAGAAGAACCUCCCUACUGUAGCAGUCUAUGGACUAAACAUACAGAAGAACCUGCCUACUGUAGCAGUCUAUGGACUAAACAUACAGAAGAACCUACCUACUGUAGCAGUCUAUGGACUAAACAUACAGAAGAACCUACCUACUGUAGCAGUCUAUGGACUAAACAUACAGAAGAACCUGCCUACUGUAGCAGUCUAUGGACUAAACAUACAGAAGAACCUGCCUACUGUAGCAGUCUAUGGACUAAACAUACAGAAGAACCUACCUACUGUAGCAGUCAAGGUCAUAAGGUCAUUGAUGUUCUGUGGAAGGGCCUGAAAUAAAGACUGAACGGGCUUAUGAUCAUUGACCCAACAGGAGACAAAGUUACAGACGUUUUUACCGACUGACAUUUCAGAUGCAGUCAAAACUGUUUCCAGAACACUGGCUCCCAUCUUGUUUUUAACCUCUUGUUUUAACUUGUGGACGCUGCACAAAAGAGCUCCCAAAACCACAGAGGAACAAAGCAUAGCAUUGUAGGGUACAGGUAACUGCCAAAAUAAAGGAAACACCAACAUAAAGUAUCUUAAUAGGGAGUUGGGUCACCACGAGCCGCCAGAACAGCUUCAAAGCACCUUGGCAUAGAUUCUACAAGUGUCGGGAACUCUGUUGUAGAGAUGUGACACCCUUCUUCCACAAGACAUUGUUUGUUGUUUUGUUGAUGGUGGUGGAAAACACUCCAGAAUCUCCCUUAAUCCCAUAAGUGUUCAAUUUGAUUGAGAUUCUGGAGACUGAUACUCAGACAGACAGACAGACAGACAGACAGCAUGAUGGGAUGUUAAUUGCUUAAUUAACUCAGGAACCACACUUGUGUUGAAGCACCUGCUGUCAAUAUACUUUGUAUCCCACACACACACACACACACACACACACACACACACACACACACACACACACACACACACACACACACACACACACACACACACACACUUUAAACUCCCUAUGCUCCUUUUAGACUGUUUUUUCAAAGUCACUUAGAUCCUAAAAUAGGGGGCAACAGCAUUUUUAUACAUGACCCUAAGCAUGAUGGGAAGUUAAUUGCUUAAUUAACUCAGGAACCACACCUGUGUGGAAGCACCUGCUGUCAAUAUCCUUUGUAUCCCUCAUUUACUCAAGUGUUUCCUUUAUCUUGGUAGUUACCUGUAUAUUCCAGUUCUAAUUUUUUUAUGAGAAAAUAUGUUAAUCUGAAUUUGUAAAGAUGUUUAUCUGAAAAACAGAUACAAUUCGAUAAACAGUAAAUCUGUUUGCGGGGAAUAAUAAUAAAGGUAUACUCUUUAAAAAAAAGUAUGUAUGUCUAUGUAGGUAUGUGUAUGUAUACAUGUGUAUAUGUAUGCAUACGUGAAUGGAUAUAUAUAUUUGCCCCAAAAAAUAUGGGGGGUUGGAAAUGAUGCAGACAAUUACAUUGGAAGCAACAUUCUUUCCGCAAUAUUAAGCUGAUCCACCCCCCAAAUAAAAAAAAUAAAAAAUAAAUAAAUCUGUUUAUCUGGAUUUGAGAGCCUCAUAGUAAAACUUGGGGUACAGUAUGCUAUUAAAAAACAAAGAGUUGUUGGGAAUUGAAAGGACACUUCCUCCUCGACUUGUUGCCUCGAGUCCUUGACUCCUUGACUUGUCAAAUAUAGCCUACAUGUUGUACAUUUUGCAGAUGUUUUUGUACGUGGAGACUUGGGUUUGGAAUUACUCUUACAUUCCUCUGAAGGAACUCAUGGUUGUUGACCACUGCAAAUGAAAGUCCAUAUUUGUGAAGAACUUCUCUCUGGAAUUGGCACAUUGUGAAGUAAUUUGCUGAUAACCGAUUAACGAUAUCAAUACAAAUAUGCAUGAUAGGUACUGUAUGUAUGGCUCUUGGUAUGACAAAAUGAACUAAGGUCAAUGUUCAUACAGCAAUGCAUUUUAAUGUAGUCAUGACAUUCAGUACUGUACUUACUCAACAUCUCAGGCACUUUUGUCUAGUUGUGCUGCUCAUGUAUCCGUACAGCCCUUAAUGUCCUUUAUUUGUAUUUUAUUCUAUGAGUAUAUUUUAAUGUAUUCAAUACAAAUCCAUUCCCUUGCUUUCAUGAAUAGACGUUGUUUACGUAUAUCUACUGUACGUCAAGGAUCUCCAAAUCAGAGAUCUAGUGGGUGUGCAGGCUUUCAUUCCAGCCCAGCAGUAACACCUGAUUCUGCUAACUGUGGUCCAAUCUGAAGACUAUAUUGCAGGGCUGGAUCAAAAUCAUGCACACACAGUAUCUCUCCAGGACCAGAGUUGGAGAACCCUGGUCUAGACCCAGUAUCUCUCCAGGACCAGAGUUGGAGAACCCUGAUCUAGACCCAGUAUCUCUCCAGGACCAGAGUUGGAGAACCCUGAUCUAGACCCAGUAUCUCUCCAGGACCAGAGAUGGAGAACCCUGGUCUAGACCCAGUAUCUCUCCAGGACCAGAGUUGGAGAACCCUGAUCUAGACCCAGUAUCUCUCCAGGACCAGAGUUGGAGAACCCUGAUCUAGACCCAGUAUCUCUCCAGGACCAGAGAUGGAGAACCCUGAUCUAGACCCAGUAUCUCUCCAGGACCAGAGUUGGGGAACCCUGAUCUAGAACCAGUAUUUCUCCAGGACCAGAGUUGGAGAACCCUGAUCUAGACCCAGUAUCUCUCCAGGACCAGAGUUGGAGAACCCUGAUCUAGACCCAGUAUCUCUCCAGGACCAGAGAUGGAGAACCCUGAUCUAGACCCAGUAUCUCUCCAGGACCAGAGAUGGAGAACCCUGAUCUAGACCCAGUAUCUCUCCAGGACCAGAGUUGGAGGACCCUGAUCUAGACCCAGUAUCUCUCCAGGACCAGAGAUGGAGAACCCUGAUCUAGACCCAGUAUCUCUCCAGGACCAGAGAUGGAGAACCCUGAUCUAGACCCAGUAUCCCUCCAGGACCAGAAUUGGAGAACCCUUAUCUAGACCCAGUAUCUCUCCAGGACCAGAGUUGGAGAACCCUGAUCUAGACCCAGUAUCUCUCCAGGACCAGAGAUGGAGAACCCUGGUCUAGACCCAGUAUCUCUCCAGGACCAGAGAUGGAGAACCCUGAUCUAGACCCAGUAUCUCUCCAGGACCAGAGAUGGAGAACCCUGAUCUAGACCCAGUAUCUCUCCAGGACCAGAGUUGGAGAACCCUGAUCUAGACCCAGUAUCUCUCCAGGACCAGAGAUGGAGAACCCUGAUCUAGACCCAGUAUCUCUCCAGGACCAGAGAUGGAGAACCCUGAUCUAGACCCAGUAUCUCUCCAGGACCAGAGUUGGAGAACCCUGAUCUAGACCCAGUAUCUCUCCAGGACCAGAGUUGGAGAACCCUGAUCUAGACCCAGUAUCUCUCCAGGACCAGAGAUGGAGAACCCUGAUCUAGACCCAGUAUCUCUCCAGGACCAGAGAUGGAGAACCCUGAUCUAGACCCAGUAUCUCUCCAGGACCAGAGUUGGAGAACCCUUAUCUAGACCCAGUAUCUCUCCAGGACCAGAGAUGGAGAACCCUGGUCUAGACCCAGUAUCUCUUCAGGACCAGAGAUGGAGAACCCUGAUCUAGACCCAGUAUCUCUCCAGGACCAGAGAUGGAGAACCCUGAUCUAGACCCAGUAUCUCUCCAGGACCAGAGAUGGAGAACCCUGAUCUAGACCCAGUAUCUCUCCAGGACACACAGUGCUUCGUUGACUGACAGUUGUGUUCUCCUGCUGGUUCAGACAGCACAGAGAGCACACACAAAUCUGUGUUUGAUGGAUUGUGUUUGAUGGAAGUCCCAGUUUCCCAUGGAAUGUCCCAGACUUCUGUUCUAUCUAUUGCCUCUGACAUUGUUGUUUUUGGUCAAUGUCUUAUUUUCUCUUUCCAUGCUCUCUAAAUGGCUGUGGUUGAGUAAUGUCAAUGAAUCUUGCCUCUAAUUUGCACUGUAUGUUGUUUACUAUUGUGUUGCAUCAUGCAAUCCAUGUUUAUAUGUUGCAGUAUUUUUGUUGACUUGUUUUCUCAAUGGAAUAUAAAUGAUAUCAAGAAAA
Molecule: messenger RNA, 6587 nt
Organism: Salvelinus fontinalis (brook trout)
Lineage: Eukaryota; Metazoa; Chordata; Actinopteri; Salmoniformes; Salmonidae
Product: consortin-like
Exons: 12
Coding region: 710-1858 (382 amino acids)
Biological process (GO): positive regulation of Golgi to plasma membrane protein transport
Cellular component (GO): trans-Golgi network; plasma membrane; transport vesicle
Molecular function (GO): connexin binding
Source: RefSeq, a predicted model, not a curated record